Messenger RNA from Spodoptera frugiperda (fall armyworm), 6657 nucleotides. RefSeq names its product transient receptor potential-gamma protein. Gene Ontology annotation, cellular component: cation channel complex; membrane. The record is from RefSeq and is a predicted model, not a curated record. The coding region runs from base 499 to 3996 and encodes 1165 amino acids. Gene Ontology annotation, molecular function: inositol 1,4,5 trisphosphate binding; store-operated calcium channel activity; protein binding. The transcript has 17 exons. Gene Ontology annotation, biological process: manganese ion transport; regulation of cytosolic calcium ion concentration; calcium ion transmembrane transport. Lineage: Eukaryota; Metazoa; Arthropoda; Insecta; Lepidoptera; Noctuidae.
GCGGGCGUCGAUACGGCGCGGCGGCGGCGAGGGGCGGCGCGGCAGUGCGAGGCGCGCGCGGCACCCGACAGCCGCCCGCAUGCACCGCGCCGCACCGGCCGCGCCACGUGCUGCCGCGCCGCCGCCGCGCCGUGCACCGCCUGCACCGCGCACGGACGAGGCGCCGCCGACCGACGGCGAGCUUCCGCAGUUUUGGAGCGACUUUAUCGCGGCACAGGCGCGCGCUCGCGACCCGCCGCGCGUCGCGUGUUUACACUCCGUGACAGUCCCCGCGGGCUGGAGUGGGCGCGAGCACCAGUGCCGGCACUCGAGGCACUCCCGCUAAUAGGUCGCGGAGCGGUGGCGGCGGCAGGCGAGCGGUGAGCGCGCGGCACGCUGGAGGCGCUGCGUCGCCACUCGCGGCAGAUCGCCGCGCGCCGCGAGCGCCGCGUGCAGUUCACGGAGCGGACGCGGGAUGGCGCGCGCAGCGGAGAUGGCGCCGAGAGCGGCGGCUCGGAGAUGUCGGGGGGCAGCGGCGGCGGCGGCGGCGACGCGCGGCGCCCGUCCACCUGCCGCGUGGAGCUGGGCGCGCUGCUGGCGCCGGAGCCGCGCCCGCUGGACAACAAGGUCAAGCGGCACAGUAUUCAUGGAAUGACGGAGGAGGAGAAUGUGGUGCGGCCGCACCAGGAGAUGGCGGUGCUGUCGCUGGAGGAGAAGAAGUAUCUGCUGGGCGUGGAGCGCGGCGAUGUGGCGGGCACGCGGCGCGUGCUGCAGCGCGCGCGCGACACCGGCCACAUCAACGUCGACUGCGUGGAGCCGCUCGGCCGCAGCGCGCUGCUCAUGGCCAUCGACAACGAAAACCUCGAGAUGGUGGAGCUGCUGCUGGAGUUCGGCGUGGAGACGCGCGAUGCGCUGCUGCACGCCAUCUCCGAGGAGUUCGUCGAGGCAGUCGAGGCGCUGCUCGACCACGAGGAGCGCACGCGGAAGCCUGGCGAGCCUAAUGUUGACAUAUUACAGAGUUGGGAGGCGCUGCCGCCGGAGACGGCGACGUUCACGGCGGACAUCACGCCGCUGAUACUGGCGGCGCACCGCGACAGCUACGAGAUCAUCAAGCUGCUGCUGGACCGCGGCGCGGCGCUGCCCGUCCCGCACGACGUGCGCUGUGGCUGCGACGAGUGCGUGCGCUCGCGUCGCGAAGAUUCGCUGCGCCACUCGCGCUCGCGCAUCAACGCGUACCGUGCGCUCGCCUCACCUUCGCUUAUCGCGCUCUCUUCUAAGGACCCCAUCUUGACAGCAUUCGAGCUGUCGUGGGAGCUGCGGCGGCUGUCGGCGCUCGAGCACGAGUUUAAGACUGAAUAUCAGGAGUUGCGCACGCAGUGCCAGGAGUUCGCCACGGCUCUGCUGGACCACACGCGCACCUCGCAUGAACUGCAAGUGUUGCUCAACCACGAGACGGGCUCGCCACAGGUGCCGCUACCAGAGCCGGGCGCGCCUGAGAGAAUGCGCCUCUCUAGACUUAAACUUGCUAUAAAACUAAGGCAGAAAAAGUUCGUGGCGCACCCAAACGUGCAGCAGCUGCUGGCGUCCAUCUGGUACGAGAGCGUGCCGGGGUUCCGGCGCAAGAACAUGCUGCUGCAGGCGGCGGAGAUGGUGCGCAUCGGCGCCAUGUUCCCGCUGUACUCGCUCGCGUACAUCGUGGCGCCGCACUCCUCCGCCGGCCGCACGCUGCGCAAGCCCUUCAUCAAGUUCCUGUGCCACUCCGCGAGCUACUUCAUGUUCCUAUUUCUACUGAUACUGGCAUCGCAGCGAAUAGAAACCGCGGCAGGAGGGUUGCUAUGGGGCGCUGCGCCACACGGCGAGCCCCUGUCGCGGCGUGGCGCUCCGCCCUCACUCGUUGAAUGGCUUAUCCUUGCGUGGGUUAGCGGUUUGAUAUGGAGCGAGGUGAAGCAGCUGUGGGACAUGGGGCUGCGGGAGUACGUGCACGACAUGUGGAACGUGAUCGACUUUGUGACGAACUCGUUGUACGUCGCCACGGUCGCACUACGGAUCGUUUCACACUUUCAGGUGCGGCGGGAGAUGGCAGCCGGCAUGCAGUGGAACCAGCCGCGCGAGCAGUGGGACGCCUGGGACCCCAUGUUGCUGUCCGAGGGCCUGUUCUCCGCAGCUAACAUAUUCAGCAGCCUCAAGCUGGUGUACAUCUUCAGUGUGAACCCUCACCUGGGCCCGCUGCAAGUCUCGCUCAGUCGGAUGGUGCUCGACAUCCUCAAGUUUUUCGUCCUGGACAUAUUGGUGAUCUUUGCGUUUUCGUGUGGUCUGAACCAGCUCCUGUGGUACUACGCGGACAUGGAGAAGAAGCGCUGCACGACGGGCGGCACCUCGCUCACCGCCAACGGCACUUUCCCGGACCCUGACGCCUGCAUCGUGUGGCGUCGGUUUGCCAAUUUGUUCGAGACGAUGCAAACGCUGUUCUGGGCGGCGUUCGGGUUGGUCGACUUGGACUCGUUCGAGCUGGACGGCAUCAAGAUCUUCACGCGGUUCUGGGGCAUGCUCAUGUUCGGCACGUACGCCGUCAUCAACGUCAUCGUGCUGCUCAACCUGCUCAUCGCCAUGAUGAACCACUCCUACCAACUUAUUUCUGAGCGGGCGGACGUGGAGUGGAAGUUCGCGCGCAGCAAGCUGUGGAUCAGCUACUUCGAGGAGGGGGGCACGGCGCCGCCGCCCUUCAACGUGCUGCCGUCGCCCAAGUCCGCGCUGUACGCGUGGCGCUGGCUGCAGCGCCGCCUGUGCGGGCACGCGCGCGCCAAGCGCGAGCACAUGCGCACCAUACGGAGGAAAGCCAAACAAGCAAACGAGCGGGAUUACCGUUAUCAGGGCAUAAUGCGCAACCUGGUGCGGCGCUACGUGACGGUGCAGCAGCGGCGCGCGGAGAGCGGCGGCGUCACGGAGGACGACGUCAACGAGAUCAAGCAGGACGUCAGCGCCUUCCGCUGCGAGCUCGUCGAGAUCCUGCGCAACUCCGGCAUGAACACCUCCACCGUCAACGCCGGGGCUCCAGGCGGCGGAGGUGGUAAGAAGAACCGGCAGAAGGAGCGCAGACUCAUGAAAGGGUUUAACAUCGCGCCGGGCGGGUCGCUGGCACCCGUGGACGAGUUCCUGGCGUCGCUGCACCACGAGCACGGCGGCUCGCACGGCGCGGCGCACCACGCCUCGCUGACGGCGCUGCUGGGCACCCGGCUGCGCGCCAGCCAGUCCAGCCUGUCGGACGGGGCCAGCGCCGCCACGCUGGCGGCCGCGCGCCGCAAGCCCACCUCCCACAAGCGUCGCUGGGGCACCAUCAUCGAGGCCGCUCGCGCCGCGCGCGUCUCGCGGCUCAUCGGCCGCUCUAGGUCUGAGGAUUCUGUUUGCGAUCAUGCGCGACAAACACCCAGUGGCAGUGACCGCUCGGACUCGGGCAGCGACUCACAGCGCAGUCCGGAGCGCAGCACGCGCGGCGGCCCGCUGCACCCGCUGUCCGCACUCGCAGCACUCAAACGCAAGCGCAAGAAGUUCUCGGAUUCGCGGCGAGCGGGGGCUGAGGCGCGCGCUGCGGCCGGGCCCGAGGCUCUGCAGCGCGCCAGCUCGGUGCCAGCGCGGCCGCCGCCCGCAGCCGGCCCGCUGCCGCGGCCGCCACCGCCGCCGGCCUCCGUGUCGCCCUCCACCACGGCCGAGAGCGUGGCGGGGCGCGGCGGCAGCCGGGAGCCGCUCCUGGCCAGCCUGGAUGACGACGCACAUAAGGUGGGGCGCUCGCUCGAUGAGCCUGCUCGGGCUUUAGCUGCGGCGGAUGGUGCUGAGUCGCGUGUCGACGAUUCUCAGGAGGCGUGCGGGCGCUGCGGGUACGAGGCGAGCGAGGUGGCGGGGGAGGCUCCGCCCACGGACGACGAGGGCGCGCCGUGCGGGCGCUGCGCGGCGCUGGCGCGGCUGGCGGGCGUCACGCCGCUGCACGGCCACGCGCCGCACCACUCGGCCGGCUGGCUCUAGCUCCGGCGCCAGGGACCCGUCUCCUCACUAUCAUCGUCCGUUCCAGAACAGCACAAUUCUUUGCUAUUUGCACUGCGCUGUAGCUGUACCUACCUAUUAGUUAAAUGAGAGAAGAAAAUUAAUUAAUUAAUCAUAAUUAUGGUGUUUUCGACAAAGAGAAUCAAACAGUAGUUUGCACUGAAUACAUACCGAGUUAAGUACUUAUUUGGAUAAUACUUAUGUAGCACAUGCAGUGAGUGAACAUUCCCACGAAACGUAUUUAAUAUUUGUCAUUGUCAAACACGAAUACCAUCAUAUUGCCUGGGACCCAAAGCUACACUCAGCUGGUAGUAGUACAGCACAUGAGCACCCCAACUAGGCGGCCACAGUACGGUUGACCAACUGUAGAGUAAGGCAUCAGUAGAGUAGAGUGGUACAUGAUCAUGUGUAGUGUAUGCUAACAUUACGUGAACACAAUGUUAUUAUCGAUAUUUAGUGGAUUAUCUUCCUAUAAUAGAUAUUAUAACGAAGACAUAUUUUAUCAAACACCAACUAGUUAAGUAGCUACAAAAUAUUUUAAUGUGUAGGUAGAAUAAGUAUUUUAUUAUAUUGCAUUUGUAAGAAAUUAUUUUAUAUACGUUUUAAGAUAAUUUUAUCUAAAGUACUGGCAGUGGGUUGACUAGCACAACAAUCGACAUAUUUAUUAUUUUGCAGUAUUUGUAGAUAUGUCACGACUACACUAUUUCUAUACUUUGUGGAAAGGACAAACGUUUCUGUGAUAUCAUCAGAAUAACAUUAUAAUGUAAUGCAUUCUACCUCCAGCCCACGACAUGUAGAUACCUAACAGUACUUAGCAGCCGCCUCCGAGGCCCACAUUUAGUUUUCACCGCUUGUAACUCGUAGCACAUUGAGCCUGACACUUCACCGGACUUGUGCUUAUUUAUCCGACAAAGACGCAUCAGUCAACCCCUGUUUGUGUAAGGCGGUUAGUAAUGUAAGGCAUCUACUAAUAGCCAAUAAGUUACUAAAUAUAAUCAUGAUGUGUUCCAAAAAGUUUUCCAAUUAUAAGUUACUCGGUCGGCGCACACUGAAAUAGUGCUACUUUUAUAAUAAGUGAGGACGAACAAUAUGAAACAGGGAUUUUUAAAAGAAACAUGUUAUACCUACUUACCUAAAUAUCCGAUGCCGGUAUGUAAUACCCUGACAUUUUGUAAGACACGUUAGGUUAAGUAGAAGGUAGACGAAUAGCUGUUAAUAAAGUUGUCAUUGUUUUGAAUCGAUUCAAACAUCUCACUGAGUUGGAACAGUUUGUAGUGUUUACAAGUUUUAUUUAUUGAGUAAGAAAAGAGAAUACCUAGUCAAUAUUAAGAGGCAUCAGGAAUAUGAAGUUGUGGACGUGAAGUUGUGACGUGAGUGUCUGCCAGUAUCACAGACGGACGACGAGCGCGUCGUGACUCUCCUCUUACCUAUCCUUAUCUAAGUAGAUACCUGCCGAGAUAUACGGAUCCUACAUAUCUAGAAGCAGUGCACCGGACGGUUAAGUUUAUAUACUACGUAACGUACCUAACGCACAAUAGGUCUGUAACAUUAUGUACCUAGAUCUACAAAUUAAAUUAUUGUGGUUAUCGGCUUAGUUUUUAAAUUUAAAUCUGUCGCGCUGCUACUGAUCAAUUUGUAUACGACAUUUGCGUUUGAUAUAAAAGCGUAUCAAAAAUCCUUUCAAAGGUACCUAGGUACAAUUUUUGCUUAGAUAAUCGGAUAUUGACAUAAAGGUGAAGAAUACCUAUACUACCGUGCAGGCCCUAAAAUGCAGUAGGUAUGAUGAUCGAUUUUGAGAACCGCGAAAAACUUUAACACUCUUUUUUUAUAUUAUUAAUGUGUGGUGUAAUUUUGAUUGCUACGAGGACUAAAUGGCAACAAAGAUGGUAUUACCUAAAACGGUUUUUUGUUUCUUCGCAGCAUUUAAUUGUAUGUUAAUUUAUAUCCCUCAAAUGUUUUUGUAGAAUACAGAUAUUUACUUGGUACAGUGACACACCAUGGUAGAAGUAACGGCCACAACUGUAUUUUAGUUGCAUACAUGCAAAAUUAGGUCUGAAGUAGGAGUCUCUUGCCUCUCCUGGUGACAUCGGCAUGAUUCUGUUUUGAAUGCUGUGUUAAAUGUAGAUUUAAUCAGGUCCUGGUGUUUAAAUAUAUAUACCUAACACAAACAAAAUAAUUUUACUUGGGAUCAGCAAAAAACUGACACUUGAUAUUGCUUCCCUCAAGUGGGCGCCACAAUAUUUUCGUAACAGUUUAAAGCAUCCUAACAAAACCUUGAUUAGAUCUAGGUAUGUGUAUGUUACUGCGUUGUAAAGCUACGAGUUAGGGUCUGCACGGCAGUAUACCAUAGAACCGGUCGUAGAGUGUGAUGCGCUCGUCAGUCUGCCACAUAUCGUAUAUCGUCCCCAUGUACGGCUGCUAUGUAUCAUUGUUUAUCUUAUAGUUCACAAGUGCUGGCUCCGAUGGGCCGGCACGACCAGAGGCCUUCGUGUUUAGUUGUUCGCCGCGGCUCGACCAUACCAGGCACUCGGCCGCGCCGACACAUAAUCGAUUAUAUUUUGUAAAGAAUUGUUAUUUAUUUAUACAUUAUUACAUUAUAUUUGUAUAUAACGGUGCGAAGUUUAAUAAAAUAAGCACUUAUCA